UGUAUAACAAUCACAUUCACCAUUUUACCAUAACGUCUGGGAAAAGCGUAUUGAUAUUGAUACCAGAACAGGACGGACUGAAGUCAAGAUUGCUACCCGUCACGUCAAACUUCACAAGAAUGGCUGUCAAUUCUAUGACCAAGUGGAAAUGCAAAGAUGUAGAGACUCCUGGAGAACCCGGUCGUAUAAGAAAACGAUUGUUUGUUGACUUAGAAAACGAAGACAAGACUUCACUUGAACAGUCUCCUCCUUCAAAGAAACCAAAGCUUGACGCUGACCAAGCAGAGCAGGAACCACUUCUGAGAGAAAAUCUAGGCAGAAACUGGUAUCUUGUCAUUGCCGAGUUUCAAGGGGAAACAAAAGUUCACUUGAGAGUGUAUGAAGAACGAGAAGAAGAUGAGACCUUGUAUCCUACGAAAAAGGGAAUAUCUCUUGAUCUAGAAAAAUGGAAAAAGCUGACAGAACUAUACAGUGAAGAGAUAGACGACGCCAUUGAACGCCACGAGGCGGAAAUGCCCGUCUCGUAUAAAAAACAUCUAGGAGAAAAUUUCUAUGUCACCGUCGAAACGGGGUUUUCCUUGGUCAACGUAAGGAAAUGGUGGAUGCCCCCAAAUGAAAAAGACAUAGUUCCGACCAGACGUGGAGCGGCGCUUACAUUCGAUGAAUGGGAAGAAUUGAAAUGUUUAAUACCACGCGUAGAAGAAAAGAUUGGAGACCAGAUAAGAAGCGUGGAGUAUUGUGAAAAUUCGGAGAGCCAUCAAAAUCAAAUGGGAUCCCUUCAAUGCCCCAGGUGCAAUCCCAACGAGUACACUAAAAAUACUUACUAAAGA
Messenger RNA from Saccostrea echinata, 830 nucleotides. RefSeq lists its product as uncharacterized. The record is from RefSeq and is a predicted model, not a curated record. The transcript is spliced from 2 exons. Gene Ontology annotation, molecular function: transcription coactivator activity; DNA binding. Gene Ontology annotation, biological process: positive regulation of transcription initiation by RNA polymerase II. NCBI's taxonomy places the organism in Eukaryota, Metazoa, Mollusca, Bivalvia, Ostreida, Ostreidae. Bases 120 to 827 code for a protein of 235 amino acids. Gene Ontology annotation, cellular component: transcription regulator complex; nucleus.